Phytophthora sojae is the source of this 594-nucleotide messenger RNA. RefSeq lists its product as hypothetical. Gene Ontology annotation, cellular component: RSF complex. The record is from RefSeq and is a predicted model, not a curated record. Lineage: Eukaryota; Oomycota; Peronosporomycetes; Peronosporales; Peronosporaceae. The annotation marks the transcript as partial. Gene Ontology annotation, biological process: regulation of DNA-templated transcription. The transcript has 7 exons.
GAUCUGCUCCUUCUGCUCCACGUUCCGCCAGCCGCUGCGUCUCCCGAGCUUCUCGCGAACGAAGCCAUUCUGGGCGCUUCGAGCGGUGACACGACCCAUGUCGAAUUGCUGGCCGAACUGCACUUCAAGUUGGCGCGCGAGCACCCGACGGCCAAAAUGGAAAAAAUGGUGCAAGACUGGGAGAAGACUUUGGCCAGGAAGCUGCAGGAAAACUGGAGGAAGGAGUUCACGGCCAAUCCGAUGGCUGGUGGCGUGAAGAUCUUGGAUGCGUUGUGUCAUUGGAAGCUCGAUACUUGCGCGGAGAUCCACAAGCACAUUGCAACGCUGCAGAAAGAAAACGACAACGAGGCGAUUAUGCGAUUGCGAGCUGGGGAGAUUGGUACGGAUGAUAAUGGCGUUUCGUAUUGGUACUUUGAUGACGGAUGCUGGAUCUACGCGGAAGACAAACCUAGAUGGCAGCGUGAGGAACGGUACGAUUCGGCCUUAGAAAACCGUCGUAUUUCGUGGAGUUUGCAAGCGCGAAACGCAUUCGGUUAUCGAUUAACUUUGAUCCGGACCAUAAUUCUUCGGCCCCACCCCUUCGCUUGCCUUUGA